AUGGCAACAAGGACUGAACACGGCAAAGAAAACAGAUACCGAGCUCGCAGAGAUUUGGCCAAUGCCUCAAAAGGUGAGAACAAUGAUACCGUGAAGAGUCAAAGCUCAUCCGGGGUGACUCGCAACAAGAACAUUAUUGACACAAAAACAAAGCGUAAUGCAGCCAGUCCAGAGAAUGAGCUGAAACACCGAGCGUACAACAAGUUCGGUGCUCCUCCAAAGAAAAUUAUAUCGUCCGAUAAAGCUUUCAUUGCACCUCUAAAAAACGAGAAUGUUGCUCGUAAAACGCGAGAUGAGAAACCCCGCGUGCCGCGAAAACCCAGUAGUGAAGGACGGCCUGCCGUGGGAGAUAAAAACAAGAACGGAGUUGAAGAUGAAGGGAAGCCCAAUGUAAGCAAGUUGAAACAUAUUUUUGAUGAGACAAUUGCGAACGAGACACUUAAAGCACGCCAGAACUACAAGAAACCAAGACCUGUUUCAGAGGCAUUUGACAGGGUGAAAGCAGAAAGUGGUUCUUCAGAAAUUGCUCAGUCAGCUGUUCCAGGAAGAUGGUCGUUGCCUAGUUACUACAAGAAGACGUUGCCCACUACACCUUCUGAUCCAUCACACAAACCUCAUGUAUCUCAGGGUAUUGCCGCGAGAAGGGCGGUUUUUGAAAGUGGUGGAUCGAAUGAAGAUGUCCAGCCCAGGGAAAAACGAUCCCCAAGCCUGAUAGAUUUAGUCCCAGAUUUAAAGGAGCUGGACCUCAGCUCCCUGCGAAAAAGUGACCCAUCACCCUCGCCAAGAUCUCGCACAAGAUCUGACCCAGGAACUAAGCGACCUAUGUACAUUAUACGCAGCCGUGGUCGCUUUUCAUCUGAUUCUAAAGCUGUCAACGGAGAUUAUCGAAAACAAUCCCAUGAUGACUCUGUUUUAAGGAGACCAGGAGCGCAUGGUAGUAAGUAUCUCUAUAAAUCUCAUAGUGUGGAUCGUAUCUUGCCUGACUCAAUUGUGAUACCUGGUAGUGUUAAUGAGAAGGACAAAGAAACUGCUAUAACUGAUGUCUCUAUUACAUCGCUAAAGAAAGAACAAGAGGAAAAGCUGGUGUCUUCUAAGGCUGAAAAGACUGAGCAGGAAGACAAGUCCGAUGUUAAAGAUGUAAGUGCUCCAACUUCACAGGAUCAUGGGCAGGUUGGCCAGAGAUUUCAUCGAAAAGAAGUUCCAAAAGAUGACUUCUUUGAUGAGACUCCUGGGAGGGUGCGAGAAGCCACCUGGAAGGAUGAAGAAAUUCCACCAGAGGAGCUGGCACAGAUGGACUCAUCAUCCAGCUUCAGUUUUCCAAAAGUUCGGGACUCAAUUGCUCUGGAAAGUGAAAACAAAGGGUCUCGUUUGUCUGAGGAAAGUAAGCACCUCAAGUCUAAAACUGAAGAUGUGACGUCACACAAAGAAGAAAGUGAAAGCUCUGAGGAUGAAAGUGCUGGUAGCGUUGUUGAGCAUAGUGAUGUGGAGGAUGAUCAGAACGAAUCUCCAGUGUCACUUUUAUUUUCAGCAAAGCCACUGUCAUCUGCAUUAGCUAAGGGCAAAGACAAAGACAUUAAAACACAAAAAAGAAGUGUUGGAUUUGCAGUUGAACUCCCUAAAGCAUUUCCGACAUACAGUGCAGAGGAAUAUGAAAGAGGUAACGAUGACAUUGAUCCUGUAACAGCGUCAGCUGAAUGGGAACUCGAAAAACGAGUUGAAAAGAUGGAUGUUUUUUCUGUCGACUUGGAAAAAGGUAAGGUAAUGUACAAAUGUACAUAUCACAUGAAUUUUGAACUUUUCCACAUUCUAAUUUGAAAUGUAGCCCAUUUUACCCCUAAUACAUGUACAUAAAAUCUAGGGUUUUGCAUGCAUUCCAUCACUUACAAAGAUUUUUUUGUCAUUACAGUCAUUUCUUUUUCAGUUUCACAUCACCCCAUAAGAAGGCUGUGCUCUUAAAGUGCCCAGUGGCCCCUGGUGUCUACCUUUUGCUCUUGGGCAACUAGAAAAUCUUAGUUUUUUUCAUAUGCUGGCCACCCUAGAUUUCACAGGUUCAGAGCACCGGGCUUCCUUCAAUUGUUUUCGAUCACAGCAUUGCAUAAUACAGCUUGUUUACUCCCCAAAAUUUUGCAUUAGCAUUAUUUUCAAUUUCUCUUGAAGCAUUUUACUACCCAGAAGAAAUUGAAAACAAUUUUCGGAGGUAAGAAAGGUGUACAUGCAUUAUGGGCACUGUGAAAGUUGUGGGUAAAAGCAAGUUUUGAUUAUCAUUACUUCAUGUAAGACUUUGUAUAAUGUCCUUAGCCUCUCAACAUUGUCCUUAGCCACUCGACAAUGGCCUUAGCCACUCGACCAUAAUGUAGGGGCUGGAUGAUUGGUAUUGAAUGCAAAAAAGGCAUUCUCUAAAUGUUAGAUGUCCAGAGGUUGGUUUCUCUGUGUAUGACUGUUUUACUCUGAGUAAAAUAAAAUUUCUGGGUUACAUGUACUUUCAUAUUUCCUCAAAAUGAUUGUGCUGAAUUGAGCAGUGUGUUUAAAGACAAUUUUGACGUCCAUUCUUGCAAGGACCCUAAAAAAAAAUGUAAGCAUGUCUGUUGUAUUUGCAGGUGAGAGAGGGCUAGGUUUAAGCAUUAUAGGUCUUGGUGUUGGCACUGAUACAGGGGUGGAAAAACUGGGCAUAUUCGUCAAGUCACUGACGGAGGGUGGAGCUGCUGCUGCUGAUGGAAGGUAAUGACUCUCAAUUGUUAUUUAAAAAAUAAAUCAUUUGCACUUUACUCAGAGUUGUUACAUGUACAUGCUUUAAUUCAUGUAACAUGAUUAAAUCACCUGCACACCUGAAAGUUUUACUGCAUUUUGGAACAAUAAAAAUGGUAGCAUGUUCUGUGAUCAGUAAAUUUUUCGCCAUAAUCUUGAUAAUCUUUUCCUGUCAUGUAAGUCUGGAACCAAAGAAGUUUUUAACUUAGAAUUGGCUGACAGCUGAAUGUCGUGUUCAAGUUUAGACAACUCUUGAUGUAAAGGUUCAUGGUUUAUAGUCAGAUAACAGCACUGUACACAGUAUGGCAUAUGAAUAUCAAGAAACAAUGUAUAUAAUGCCGUAAAUAUCCACUUUUAUGCCCCCUCCCCUCCCCCCCCCCACUAAUAAGCCCCCAAGUUAUAGGCCCAUCUAGCGGUACAUGUAACCAAAAACACAGAUAAAUUUGAUUUUUUAUGUUGAAUCUUGGAAGCUUAAAAAGGGAAUAAAUUCAAAAGGUAUUUUGAUCAGCACCUCCUCCCCCUACCAUUCACAAGCGGAAGUUUACGGUAUGCACAUUAAUUGAAUUUUGAAACCAGUUUUGGUGAAAAAAGGGCAAGUGUACAUGUAGGUAGAUAUUACAUGAAAUAUUAGAUAACAAUAAGUAUGUAGGUUCCUUAAGAGUACAAUAUUUAUUUAUUUUGCCACACAACACUGUUAUCAUUGUUAUCGUCCUUAACAUUGUUAUCCCAGACACUCUGUACACAAUACUUUUUUAUGCAAUGUAUGUUAUGUGCAGUCUUCAAAUUCUUUCCUUUUAGAAUACAAGUGAAUGAUCAAAUAAUUGAGGUUGACGGAAUUUCUCUUGUCGGAGUAACACAGAUAUUUGCUGCACAGACACUAAAGAACACCAGCGGGGUGGUGAGGUAAACAAAAAAAGCAAUAAAUAGUUUUUUUCUUUCUUCUGAUUAGUGUUACAUAGUCAUUUAAAUGAUGAUUAACAUUACACAUAAUGUAAAUGUAAUUGCCUUUUGUCUUAAAAAUUUUUUCGUAAAUUAAAAUACAAAUAAAUUAUUUACUAUCAGUAAGAGAAUCUCUGAAAAAAUUGCAAUUUGAUCACAAUUGAUCUCUUUUAAAAUUUUUUGAAAUGUUCAAAUUUGCUGCCAUAUUUGGUACUCCAUUCAUCUUAGUCUCUCUUGGAAGCGAAGGAGCUGAUGUAAAUAUUCUGUGUGAGAAUAAACAGAAUAAAGUCUAUAAAUCAUUUGGCAUUUGUAUCAUUACAAUAAUUUUUUUAAUUAUUUAGAAAUCUGCUCAGAAGCACAGCAUACAGUGUAGUCAAUAAGUCUGUUUUCAGCUAAUUCAACUUUGUCAAUAAAAUGCAUGCAAUUUCUGCUAAAACUGUUUUAAAGCAUGUUUUAAAGUUAAGAAAAAGGCUAUUUACAUUGAAUCUGCAUCCAAGUGUUGUGGACAUGAUUAUAAAUAAAUUUUAGAUCAAGGCUUGUGAAAAAAUCUGGGACUAAGGUCUGGAUAAUAUUAUGGAGGUGCAACUGUACACUAGUGAAACCGGGCGUUUCAUGCACCUACAUGUAUGCAGUACAGAUACUGUACUUCUGUUUUUCAGUCAUCCCACUUGGGCCCAAAGAAACCAAAUUAUUUUCACACUAUUUACUGUACAUGUACAUUGUAACAUGUACACUUGUCUUGUAAUCAUUUUUGAAUAUAACGUGUUAAUCCUCAGAUUUCUUAUGGGAAGAGACAAGAGUAGAGCUCACCUACACAAUUUGCACAGAAUUGACUCUAACAAUGAACAGCAACUUGAAGUACUUCGGCAAAAACUAGCUCAGGUUGGUACAGAGAACAAAUGCACAAAUGCCAUGAGAAUUUACCAUGCCAAUAGUUGGCCAUGUUGGUAAUAAUGAUCAUCUUUUAAGGGGCUGGGUGCUUAUUACCUAUGUGUGUGUUUGGAGGGUGGGAGGGCAGCAAUUUUGUGGGGGUGGGGGGGGGGGGGAUUUUCAGAUAAGGGAGUGUUACCUGGGAGGUCACUUUAAUUAAUUUCAUGAAAGUAGUACAAAGCAGUUAAACAAAUGUGAAUUCAAAUUGAAUGUAACAGCUUUGAAAAGUCAACACCAGACUCAUAAACACAACUGUAGAUAAAGUAUGUGGUAAUCUUCGACACGAUUUGUAGCUAGAAUAGUCAUACAUUAGUUUCCACAGCAGUUGAGUUGGGUGGGGGUGUGGUCACUUUCACAAUGUGUAAAAUUUAUGUGGGGUCAUUUUUAAAAAGCUAGGAUGAAGUGGUGGUCAGUUUGAAAUUCUUCUAAACUUUCUCAAAAUGGGCGGCCCUCCCUCACAGGCAAUUAAUGACCAGUCCCUAAUUUUGCAGCAAUCUACAGCACCUCUGCAGUUGUUCAGGAAAAAAAUGUGUGGUUUGAAAUCCAUUGGCUUGGACUCAAUAUUUUAUGUACUAUUCAUGUGUAUUACAGGCUGAAGCCAAAGCAGAAGAAGCAGAGAAAAGACUUGCAGUGGCAGAAAAAAUGUUUUCAGCUCAGUCAAAUGAUGUUAUGGCAAAACAUGUGAGUGAUUUUAUAGGUUUUGUCUCAGCAAUUUAGUUUACUGUAGGUUUGUGAUUUUCCGCGUCCUUUCUUUCACAAACACAAAUUGUACCAAAGUGCAAAUUGAACUACAACAUAUACACCAGUGCAUCAGGGAACUGUGAUAAUUGCUAAGUGGGUAAUCUACUUGUAGCUUUCUUAAUCGCUUAAUCGAAAGGUAGUGAAAUACCACUUAUUAGCCAUGGACAAGGUUAACAAGUUUAUUAUCUGGCCUUUUUGGCACUAUUCUUAAACUGAAUACAAUAAUAAACAUUGGAAGUAAUUAUUAGUUUCAACAUCAGCACACAAGGGAUCAUUCAAGGUUGUGUUCACUAAAACAAACCUGGUGAUGUGAUCAAAACCACAGGACACAGUUUAUUUGACAAUGAGAAAUUUUGGACCUAAGCCCCCGAUCAAUUUAAAACACCAACUAAUCACGGAUAACUUUUAAAAAGACACAUCACCCCAAUGAGUUGUACGGUUGAGCCUACAAUACAGUCUUCUGACACUGGUCAGCAGAGACGCUUAGUUGACAGCUGUCAAUUGACCAUAACAUGGAUGUCCAUUAUCAAGUUUAACACAGAAUGUAUAUGCCCUGGACCCUUAGCGGAAGACCUUAGACAACAAUGACCUCAACCAGGUUGUGGCGUCCAGCGCUUUUGGUAAAAACAAGGGUUUAUUUGGGAAGGGUGCUCAGUCUCGCUGGCUCCUAAAACCUGGUCUUGGUCAUUCUUAUUUAAGUAUUUUCACACUUAGAUAGUAAUGCCCGGUCAUUACAAGAAAAUCUUGCCUGCUUAGCAGCCAAUUGGAGCGUGUGAACUAUUGGAGCCAUUAUAAUAAUCUAUUAAAAUUUGAAAUGAAAAAUUUUUCAUCUUCACUGUAGAAAUCUGGUAGUGAUAAUGAAGAGACGAAGAAGGCAUUAGCUGAAAUGAAGGAAAAGAUGAGCUCAUUAGAAUCAGACCUUGCACUCUCUGAGGCAGAGAAUGACGACAUGGUGCGGCAGUUGGAGGAAAGUAAGGGAUUAUACCUGAUCCUGGAGAAAAAAUACCAGAUUGCUAAGGGAAAAGUCAAGGAAUUUGAGGAAAGGUGAGUUUAGAGCAAAAGGUUUGUUGUCUGACAACAAUAAUACUAAUUAACUACCAUACUUACAGACCGUGUAUUUGUAAUUGUUAAACUUUGUAAUGGCUAAUUAGGCCUGAAAGCAGUAAUAAUCAAUGAUUCAGUCAGACAGUGAACAAAAAGGUAGCACUUUAAAAAUCAGGGCCAAGUUGUUCAAAGCGGGGUUAAGAUAACCCAGGGUUAGUGUGAGAUUUGAAUUCAGAUUUGAAAGCUUUAAAAGCAUUUCAGUUUUAAUUCUUUUUGUCUACAAGUUGGUGAUUGGAAGCUCUAAAAAUAACAGAGAGAAUUAUCCCAGAAAGUGCUUUUGAACACAAGAAAAAGAAACCCGGGUUAAGUGCUAAUCAGCCUUCAAACAACUGUGCCCAGGUCUUGAAUCUCUUUACUGUGGGAAAUUAAAUAACUCGAACUCCUGAUAACUCGAACCUUUUUUCAAUUUCCCUUGAAGGUUUGAGUUAUCGGGAGUCGACUGUAUUUAUCUUGUCAAAACAAAAUUGUUUAUUAAUAAAAGAACCUCCAGAGCAUGCAUCUGCUCCUGAAUAUUUUGCAUAUUCUUGAGCAGUAGGUUUUUUCUCCAUAAUAUUACUAUAAUCUGACCCUAUUUUGUUUUUCAAGGGAUCAAGCAAAUGCUGCAGCUGCUGAGAGAUCUGCCGUGGAAAUUAAACUGCUUCAAGAUAGGGUUGGUAGAUACCAUGUUUUUGUUUUUGGUGACUUUAAAAAAAUUAAUAUCAUGGUAAAUUUUAAAGGACACACAAAGGGAUUUAAUAAAUAUACACUGUAUUAGAGAAUCUGAGUGUAUAUUUGUCAUUAGUAAAAUCCAACUAGUGGUCUAUUAUCAAUGGUGCAUUCUGAUUGGUUGAACUACUACUAGGCUAUAUGUUAUGGCCCCCUAGUAGCGAAAAGCGCGGGAUUUUGGAGGCCAAAAAGGAUUAAAGUCUAGGUUUUAACUACCGCGGUAGCUAAAUUUUUUUUUAUUCUCGAUAUUUUUGACCAACUAGUUGGAUUUUACUAAAACAAUUAUUCCUCUCGUCCUCAUGGCCUCUGAGUCAAUAGCCCAUUCGGCCUUCGGCCACAUGGGCUUUUGACUCAGAGCCCAUUCGGGCUCAAGGAAUAAUUGUUAAUUAGUCUCUUGGGGCAUUUUGAAUUGGGAAAAAAUAAAAAAAUGUCAUUAUCAAUAAUUUAUUUAUAAAAAUGAGAAAAAGGUGAUGGUUAAUAAAAACCUUAAAAGAAUUAUUCACCCAACAGUUUUCCAUUGUCAUUACAGUGUAGCUUGAAAAACCGUUUGUGGUUUCCUUUGUUGUUUUUUAGGCUUACUGGAUGCAGUUUUGCUAUCCACACAAAGACUUUUGUUCUGCACCUUGUUUUCUUCGAGUUUGAGAAACUUUUGUGACUUUACUAACUUGGACCAUGAUUUGUUGUUAUUUUAAGGUCAAAGAACUUGAAAGUCAACUUCACAUUCUACAGCAAACAACACCAGGGAAGGAAACAAAACCCACCUCAAAAUUAUUCAAACAAGAACAGGCAGAAUUGUCAUUAUCUAGCUCUAGACAUUUGGGAAAGGAUGUUCCUUCAGGGAAUGUGCAAUUAAUUUCAAGCAAGGAUAGAAAAAUAAAGAAAAAUGAAGAACAGAACGUACCACCCAGUGCUGAGAGGAAAUCGCAAGUGAAUGAGGAAGUUGUGGAGAAUGGUUUAGCAGCUGAAGUACAACAAGCACUUGUAAAUUUCCAAUUGAGCUGGGACACAGAAGCAGAUAAAGUGAAAACAGGUACAGUGUAUCAUUGACAUUAUUCUGUCAUCUGAUCAUUUUAGCAAUGAGGAAUUCUAUGAUAGAAUGGGAAGAGUCCCCCUCUCCCAAUCAGUUAAAGCCCAACAGAUCAGAUUCCUGGGCCAUUGUCUUCAACACCCCCAGGGGGACCAUAUUUCCAAAUACGUUCUGUACCACCCAAAACAUGGUAAACCAAGACCUGGUGGAUGUAAAAUUGUAUUCCACAAAUAUGCUGCAAAACUAAUCAAUCCCGAAAUUUUUGUUGCUACUAAACUAAAAAAAUAUUUUCCUUGAUUUUAUAAGAAAGAAUAUGAUAUUCAGCAUUUUGCACUUGGCCUUCAGAAUUGCAAAUUUCAUUGAAUUGGAUCUAGUCAUUGCAUGUCAUCAUAUCAGUUUUUUUUUUAACCUCUCUCCUUCUCUUUUCUUUACUUCAGAAACCACAGAAGACAACAAAAAUGAAGGAUUAGACUUAAACAUUAUACCAGCCACAGAAACACUCGGCAAUGAAUAUCUGAUGGAGAAGAAGAGACUUGCAGAGGCACAGGGAAAAAAACAUAAGCCGACCAGAGCCAGCUGGGCUAAAUCACUUGAUGAUGAUGAGGAUGUAUGUCAGUCAUGCUAUAUGAUGAUUUAUUUAGUGGAACCCCGUUAAUGCGGUCACCAAUGGGCCAAAACAAAUAUGGCCAUAUUACUUGGUGACCUUGUUAAUGAGGGUUUUUUUACAUGAAAAUGUAUGGCCGUUUUGCCCGGCAGCCAAAAAAAGUGGCUGUAACAACGAGGUGACCAUAUUACUUGAGGUGGCGGUAAGGCAGGGUUUUUACUGUAGUUUAAUUGCUUUCUUGCCAUGUUUUUAUCUUUUGAGCAAGCAUUAUUAGGGAAACCAAUUAUCGAUUUCCCUAAUACAUGUAAUAAUCCAAUUGAUAGCAAUUAACAACCGGGGCCUGUUCAGUGUAUCAGAAAAGUAGCCAUACUAGCUAUUGUUAAGUGUCUUAAUAGCUUUAGAAAGGAAUGAGUAAUGGAGUUUACUAAGUUUAGUAAGUCUUGUUCGGUGAUGAAGUAUUUAUUUAGCCAUGAAUGCUUAAAAUUAACAAGACAUUGAAUUCUUAUUAAUCAUGAAUUUAGAUAUUUGCGGCUCAGGAGACUUCAGAUAAUGAUGAAGAAGACAGCCCCUCAAAGACAAGUUUGGCAGAAAGUGAACACAACCAUAGAAGCCCUCCAACAGGACCAGGACUUCAUCUUCCUUCCUUCCCAGCUGGAGGCUUCAAACUUCGGUCCACAGGCAAAAAUCUCUAUGAUGAAUCACCUGCAAAGAGUGGGGACACAUCUCCGCAGGAAACUCGAGCGAGUUUCCCUCUUUCUCACAAGGAGGAGACACGUAAUAUUGUAGUUGAGAACCUUUUGGAGAAGCAGCUUUCCAAGGCAGAUAUCCAGGUGUCAUCUCUGCCAACUACUGCACUUGACAGGGUGGACAGAGUAGAGCAGAAACCUGUUGAAGAUGAGGAAUGUUUUUCAGGGUCUGCAAACUCCUUGGAUGAAAUUGAAGAGGCUGCUAGGAGGGUAAGAAAGCCAUUAUUGUCAUUGUAUUGAGCAGCAUCAGGCCUUCCUUAGGGGUUAGGGGAGAGUAGAUUUUGGAUUAAUUUACAUGUAGGUUUCUUGGAAAUUGCCCACCUACCCUUCCCCUGAGCCAACAUUAACACUUGGUAUCACUCACAUUGUAGGGCAAACUGUUGACUUAGGGGAGGGGUAGGUGGGCAGUUUUCUAGAAACCUAAAUUAAUCUUUCCCCACUCCCAUAAAUGCCUGGUGCUUGGGCUACAUUCAUUUUGACAUUACUCUCAAUCCUCAGAUUGACUCAGACCUAGCCUCAUCACAUGGUUCAUCACGUGGUUCUUCCCCAUUCCUCCCUCCUGCUAUGCCUUUGUUACAAGUGAAGAGUGUUCCUGUUUUAGAGCCUUACAAUGAAGCAGCUAUUGAUUGUCCACCUGAGCUUCUUGCUGCCAGCAGCCAACCUGGCUCUGGGCGGGCCUCACCAAGUAAGUGCGAAGCAUGCUGGUAUUUGAUUUUAUUCUUCUUGUUUGAUUUGUUAGUUACAUACCGUAGACAGCCAUUUAUAAGAACUGGGCUUAUACAUCUUUGUAAAUAGGGGUCUUAGAACUUAACUGGAAGGGCUUAUAUCCGGGGGGAGCUUAUAACCGUAGUAAUUAAAAGUUAUGUCAAAACAAGGUACACUGUAAAGCAGUGCUGAUCAGAUUGCUUUUUACAUUAAUUUUACUGGUUUUAAAAUUAAGCUUCACGAUGUCAUGAUACAUCAUCAUGAUAAAUUGAAUUAUUUUCAAUACAAGCUGGAGAGGUGCUUGUGUCCAGGGGGUGGGGAGGGGGGUCUUUUAACUAUAUGAGCGUAUAACUGAGUGGGGGGCUUAUAAGUAGGGGAAUUUAUAAGCUGCAGUUUGAGAAUCUUUGAAAUUUGGCUUGGAUGCGAAAUAAUAAUAAGUAUUUCAUCAAAGUAUGUUGAAGAUUGAGCGCAAAUGUUUUGGAAUAUGGAGGAGGGAUUUUGGGAAAAAAAUUCGGCAAACCUUGUCAUCGAUGAACACUCCCUAAAAACUAAGUUGUUAGUGCUUUAGUACUCCUUGAACAUUCCUUGAAUGUUAUAACCAAAAACCAGCACAAACACUGGCAGAACAUUAAUUUAGAUUCUUGAGGUAAAGCUUUUAAAAAUUGUUAUUUGCUUGUUCCUCUCCGGCCAGGUGUUGCGUCGAAUACAGAUGGACAGUCAUCAAUCAGUAGUCCUGAUGGGCAGUCAGUUGAAGUGUCACAACUUGUGUCCGACUGGGACACAGAUCAGGUGGGUCAGUCAAACAAAAGAUUUUGUUUACCUUCAACUCCCUUGGGCUGUCAACAUCAGUUUUCCCCUACAGUAAAUAAUACAUAAGCAACAGAAAAGGGCGUGAGAAUUGUUAAAAUGGUCAUCAGAUGGAAAAUACUUCUAAUUUUUCAUCAAAUUUUCUCAACGUAGUAUUCAACUAAAGGUAUGAACAUGAGUGUACUCUGCAGAAAUUGUAUGUGGUUUUAUACACUAACUUGUAUGUAGAAAUUGGGGUUUAACGGGGUUCUAUUUAUGUGCAAGCACUGUCUUGUAUCGUUAUUGUAAUUUGCAUACCCACGGAGCACUUACAACUGUAGGAGUUCAUAACAACGCGUCGAAACGAGUCCGUGCGUUCAAGAUCGAAUUGGGAUUUGGAGGUGUUGUUUUUUUUAGGGGAAGGGAAAACCGGAGUGCUCAGAGAAAAACCUCGCAGAGCAAGUGAGAGAACCAACAACAAACUCAAACCACAAUGACGUCGACGCCAGGAUUCGAACCUGGGCCACAUUGGUGGGAGGCGAGUGCUCUCACCACUACGCCGUCCUUCAGUGCUGCUCUUAAAAUAAUAAUCGUGGGUACAGGAGACGGCUUAAAGCCAUUAAGGUGUGAAUAUAGCCCUCUUCACACCAACAAAACCAGUUUUUUAAAGUUUUUUUUUUAAACCAGGUUAAAGAAAAGAUAAUCAGUGAAAGAAAACUUUUGGUCGCUUUUAUGAAGGAGACAAAUGUACACCGUGUUUAAUUAAACAGUUUUUAAACAUGUCUAAGCUUUGGUGUGAGUUCAGUUGGGCAUAAGGCUAAUUUGUUUUAAAUCAGUGCUGCUGUGAACUUGUAGGUGUACAUGUGGCUGGUGGCAAAUGACCUUGAAGUGUACGGGGAAGAGUUCAGCAACAAAAAUAUCGACGGCAAGCAGUUAUUAAAUUUAGAUGGCUCCAAGCUCAAGGUACGACUUGGUGUUUACCCGUCUUUAAUGUUUGGGGAAAUAUUCAAAGGAGAGCUUUUUCUCUUACUUAACCCCAGGCCGACAUGCUUCGGCCUCAAAGCCGAAGCGACUAGCAGCGAACCCGCGGGAAAAAAACUUUUGCGCGGGUCACUAUAAAGACUUGGCCGAAAACGGAAACCGCGCACGUCAAGUCUCUGGCAACCAGGGUAGGUUGAUUUGGAAGACUGUGCGUUACUCUGGAAAAGUACCAGCGUCGCCCCUGACUCAGAAACCUCUGUUGCACGAUUUGAUCAUUUAAGAGGCAAAAAUAGGGGGUAAAUGUUGAUCAUCGUUUUCAUUUUUUUAAACUUUUCAGGCCAUGGGUGUGAGCCAAAACCACCGAGCUGUAAUAAAGAAAAAGAUCAAAGAAAUGAAAGCGGAAACGGAGCGGGAACUCAAGGCCAGAAAGCAACGCGAAAAAGAACAAAAGGGAAAUAAAGGAAAGCUUGAGAAAAUGGGAUUUAUGAAAAAGAAGGGAGUCUACAACAUUAACUAG
Messenger RNA from Porites evermanni, 12530 nucleotides. The record is from the annotation of a GenBank genome assembly. Lineage: Eukaryota; Metazoa; Cnidaria; Anthozoa; Scleractinia; Poritidae.